UUGUACGGAAAGAGGCCAGGCCAGCACCGCUUCCUCUUUCAGCUUCUCUGUUUCCUAAUGACGUCAGCAUAAGUAGGAAGACUGAGAAGCUGGCUGGCUGCCGGCUGGAGACUCCAGCAGAAGGUCCGUCUGUCCCAGCACAGAGGUACGGCCCGGCUUUGGGGGCCUAGAAGAGGCAGGGUCCUGGAGAGAGGAGCCCCAAGAGGCGAGGACAUGGGUCUGUCCUAGCCCCCAGCUGGGCAGGAACACAAGAUUCUAGAACAAUGAGGAGUCCAGACCCUACCCAGACCUGGACCCACCUGAGCCAGCCACCUGCUCUUCCAGAGCUGACUCCAGAGAUGGCGCUGCCCCGGGGGCUGCUCCCCCUGGCCCUGCUGCUGCUCUGCUGGGGGCCCUGCAUGGCAGGGGCCCAAGGGACCUUCCCCCUGCAGACCCUGCGCUGCCAUAACGACUACACCAGCCGCAUCGUCUGCAGGUGGGCAGACACCCAGGACGCCCAGCGGCUGGUCAACGUGACCCUCCACCGCAGGCUGAACAGGGGCCUUCCGCAGCCAGUGUCCUGCGAUCUCAGUGAUGGCAUGCCCUGGUUCAAUGGCCAUUGUCCCGGCUGUGUGCCCAGAAUGUGUGUCAUUCCCUACGAAGUUUUUGUCAUUGCUGACCAUGACUACUUCUCAUUCCGACCAGACCAGCCUCUGGGUGCCCAGCUCACCGUUACUCUGAGUCAGCAUGUGCAGCCCCCCGCACCCAGGGACCUCAACAUCAGUGUUGCCGGGGACAGUGUCCUGCUGUCCUGGAGUGUGGCCCAUGGGGGUUCCCAGAGCCACUGGCUGUCCAGCCUGGAGUUUGAGGUGGUCUACAGGCGGCUUCAGGACUCCUGGGAGGACGCCCCCACCAUCUACUCCAGCGCCUCCCGGGCCAUCCUGGGGCCAGAGCACCUCAUGCCCAGCAGCACCUAUGUGGCCCGAGUGCGCACCAGGCUGGCCCCGGGCUCGGGGCUCUCGGGACGGCCCAGCCAGUGGAGCACAGAGGUUCGCUGGGCCUCCCCGCCAGGUAAUGAGUCCCAGCCCCAGAACCUCCAGUGCUUCUUCGACGGGGCUGCCCUGCUCCGCUGCUCCUGGGAAGUGAGGUCCGAGGUGACCAGCUCGGUCUUCUUCACCCUCUUCUACAAGUCCGGCCCCAGUGCAAGGGAGGAAGAAUGUUCCCCAGUGCAGACGGAGGAGACCAGCAGCCCUUACGUCCGGCACUGCUGCCAGAUUCCUGUGCCUGACCCCAGGAACCACAGCCAGUACAUUGUCUCUGUUCGACCGAAAGCGGAAGAGAAACUUAUAAAGAGCUCAGAUAACAUCCAGAUGGCUUCUCCAACCCUCAACUUGACCAAGGGCAGAGACGGCUACAUCCUGCACUGGAAAGAAGGAAAAAUGAACUAUGAACACAUAGCUUGCAUCUUCCAGGUCCAGUACAAGAAAGAAGAAGCCUCAUGGGAGGAGACCAAGACAGAGGACUUCCAGAACGCCCACAGCAUGUGCCUGCCACCUCUGGAGCCUGCCACCAGGUACCAGGCCAGAGUGAGAGUCAAACCUGACCCCCGAGGCUACAACGGGAUCUGGAGCGAGUGGAGUGAGGAGAGCUCCUGGGACACUGAGUGGGUGCUGCCCACGUGGGUCCUGGCGCUCACCCUGGUCAUCAGCACCUUGAUCCUGCUCGUGUCCCUGCGCUUCUGUGGCAUCUACGGGUACAGGCUGAACCAGAAGUGGGAGGAGAAAAUCCCCAACCCAAGCAAGAGCCACCUGUUCCAGGACGGGCGCGCCGGGCUCCGGCUCCCACAGGGCACGCGCGCCGUCGGCAGCGGGAGCCACGCACACAGGGGGCUCUGGGGCGGCAGCUUCGCUCAGCCGGAGGGGGCAUCCCCUGUAGACUUCGGGCACAGUGAGGUGUCACCUCUCACCACAGAGGACCCUAAAAAUGCCUGUGACUUGUCAUCUGAGCCUGACAUGACUCUGGUCACCUCGGACCUCCGCACGGAGCAGCCGCCCGGGCCCCCGCCAGAGCUGGCCACCCCCGCAAGCAGGCCUGAGAGCCAGGCUUCCGGCUUCGAUUUCAAUGGCCCCUACCUGGGGCCGCUUGACAGCCGCUCCCUGCCGGACAUCAUGGGCCAGCAGGGGCCCCUACGGACAGGCACGAGCAGGAAGCCGCAGCCCCCGGGGCCCCUGGAGUACCUGUGUCUGCCCACAGGGGGGCAGGUGCAGCUGGUCCCACUGGCCCAGGUGAUGGGGCCGGGCAAAGCCAGGGAUGCGGACCUGAGGUCCAGCCCAGGCACCGAAGGGAACCCUUCCCUGGAGCCAGGGGCAGGCCCUGCCCCUCCUGAGCCUGGGGUGAUGGUGGGUGGUCAAGGCCCGAAGGACAGGGCCCCCCCAGGUCUGCCCACUGGCUCUCGGGGUCCUGAGGAAGGCACUGUGGCCACUGGUUACGUCACCACUGCAGAGCUGACAUUCACCCCACCCACGGGGGCCCCAUCUCCUUCCCAGGCUCCCCCUCUGAGCCUCCCCUCAGACCGGAACCCCAGCCUCUGUCCUGGACUGGCUGAUGGUCCCCCUGGACCCCUAGCCCCACUGAAGCCAGAGUUCGAGGGCUAUGUGGAUCUCCCUCCAACCGCAGGCCAGUUUCCCCAGUCCCCUCUGGCCAGCCCUGCCCCUCCUGCAGCCAGCAGUCCUGUCCUGGGCCCAGGACCGCCCCGGGCAGAUGUGUUCUCAGUCUCCCCAACCCCUGAGGGGCUCCUCGUGCUGCAGCAGGUGGGUGACUACUGUUUCCUCCCUGGCCCAGGGUCUGGCCCUCUCUCACCCCAGAGUAAGCCCACCUCCCCAGGACCCUGUCCUGAGAUCAAGGACCUCAACCAGGUGUUCCAGGCCAAGAAGCCCCCGUCUCAGGCCACUCCCCAGGUGCCGGCCAUUCAGCUCUUCAAAGCCCUGAAGCAGCAGGAUUACUUGUCACUGCCCCCUUGGGAUGUCAGCAGGCCUGGGGAGGUGCGCUGAGACCCUGUAGACGUUGAGGGAGGGGCAUAGAAGGACAGGGUCUGCCUUUCCUCCCGCCCUGCCUUUCCCUCCUGCCAGCCCCUGGUCCCUUCCAUGGUCCUUUCCGCAAAGCCAAGGAGAAGUUUCCAUGUUGUAACGUGGAGACCAGAAAAACAAGUCAACCAUCUACCUCCUCCCUUGACCUUCAGCAAGGUCAACCUCCUCUUUCUCUCCGUCCCUCUCUGACACACAGGCGCACGCGCGCGCGCACACACACACACACACACACACACCCACUGUUCUUUCAAAUUCACUUCUUUUAGGUUCUGAAUUAUUAGAGAUUUAUACACAUACUCAUUUCAUUUGCCCCCAUUUUCCUUUUUUCCCAGUUUCCCUGCUUUUCCUAUUGUCUUCUCUUUCCACUGAUUUAUCAUUAGAGUGAGUUUGAGGUCUGGGCUAAGCCUAUUCUGAGAUGCCAUGUCUCAGUCAGAGCCUAUUCAGAUUCUGACAUGUCUGGUUUCAUGGAGGACUUCUGUCUGUCCCUGGCGGGCAUGAACGCACACGACAAGAUUCCAG
Molecule: messenger RNA, 3584 nt
Organism: Aethalodelphis obliquidens (Pacific white-sided dolphin)
Lineage: Eukaryota; Metazoa; Chordata; Mammalia; Artiodactyla; Delphinidae
Gene: CSF2RB
Product: colony stimulating factor 2 receptor subunit beta
Exons: 14
Coding region: 264-3029 (921 amino acids)
Biological process (GO): cytokine-mediated signaling pathway
Cellular component (GO): external side of plasma membrane; membrane
Molecular function (GO): protein binding; cytokine receptor activity
Source: RefSeq, a predicted model, not a curated record